Molecule: messenger RNA, 469 nt
Organism: Saccostrea echinata
Lineage: Eukaryota; Metazoa; Mollusca; Bivalvia; Ostreida; Ostreidae
Exons: 2
Coding region: 37-396 (119 amino acids)
Source: RefSeq, a predicted model, not a curated record
GUACAUGGUUUUACGUGCGCGGGACUGGUUUUCUACAUGACGACAAGGGACAUAACUCCACGAACCGAGUUACUCCUGUGGUACGGAGAUGCAUAUGGGAAUUAUCUGCAUUUGAAAAGAAUUCAUCCAGAAAAGGACAUGGGAAACAACGUCAAGAUAAGAGUUAAUGUCAUUACCAAAAAAUCGGACAAAAUGUUCUAUGAAGAUGGCACUCCUAUGAACUACACCCGCUGGGUUCCUGGAUCCACCCGGGGACUUCCUGAUGGUGUUUUUGGUUUAUCAUUGGUUCAUAAAGAAAUUGAAUGGAAAUGGCAUCCCGAGAAAAACUAUUCUUAUUUCACAGGACCAGAGGGUCUUAAACUCCCAUUUAUAUGUGAGCAAAUGUACAAAAUGUAGCUAGUAUAAUAUUAACUCUAUUUCCCUAUACCCAGUGGUUACAAUUAUCUGCUAUGCAGAUCCCUGCUUAGUC